AUGGCAGGCCAACAACGACCCAUGGGCUUCUCCGAGAGGCGAGGGAGUACUCUCAGCGACGAGCUGACACUCGACAUGUCGCCAACCGUGGCCGACCCUAGACUGGACAAAAUGUCACAGUCCCGGCAUCUCAGGGGACCCCCGACCCCUAGCAUGUCGACACCUGCAGCCGAUCUGGAUCAGCAGGUCACCGGCUCUCCGCCUCCGCCGCCGACCCCCGCCGCUUCUCCGGGUCCAUCACACUGCCAGCCGGACUGGAGUGACGCCGCCGAUGAUGAAGACUUCUUCCUCGCAAAGGUCCGCCAACACUUUAAGAACAGUUCCGCCCCUCAACGCACGAGAAUAUUGGCCGACCUCCUCAACCUAUGUACAAGCCCUCAGCUCAGCUUUGUCCACCAGUUUGUCAGCCCUCUCUUGAAAAAGGAUCCCUUUACAAGUCUUCCCAAUGAGCUAUGCCUACGUAUCUUGUCCUUUAUUGAUGACCCGAAAGUUCUGGCUCGGUCAUCACAAGUCUCGCGCAGGUGGCGAGAUCUCCUAGCUGACGACAUGACUUGGAAGAAUCUAUGCAUGAAGCACGACUACCGACGUAGGAUGUCCGAGGUUGAGGCUGCAAACUCUGGCGGCAUGACCCGGCCGGCUAUCCAGCCCCUGACGAGUAUCGAUUCAGAGGUCCCCAGUAGCAGCUUCCCCGGUUCUCUCCCUCUGGCUUCGAAUAGUGGGGGUACCAGGAGCUUCGACGGCGCCGUCCCCCACUGGAGGCAUAAUCGCCCCAAGCUCAGAUCGUACAAAUCCCACUUCAAGCAGCGGUAUCUGGUGGAGGCUGCAUGGAGAGCUGGCGGUCAUUGUGUAACCCGGAACAUCACACAAGAGGGUGGCGUCGUGACCAGUCUCCACCUCACCCCUCAGUACAUCAUACUGGCUCUUGAUAAUGCCAAGAUUCACGUCUUUGAUAUGGAGGGUAACCCGCUGCGCACACUACAGGGGCACAUAAUGGGCGUCUGGGCCAUGGUUCCGUGGGGCGAUACACUGGUCAGUGGAGGGUGUGACCGCGACGUACGUGUCUGGGACCUCGAGACUGGGACAUGUCUCCACACACUACGUGGCCAUACGUCAACUGUGCGGUGUUUGAAGAUGGCAGACAAGAACACGGCCAUAUCGGGAUCCCGGGAUACAACUCUCCGUAUCUGGGAUAUCCAGACGGGCCUCUGCAGAAAUGUUCUCGUCGGUCAUCAGUCUAGCGUUAGAUGUCUCGAGAUCAAGGGCGACAUAGUGGUUUCCGGUAGUUACGACACAUUCGCCAAGGUCUGGAGCAUCUCGGAGGGACGCUGCCUGCAGACGUUGCAGGGUCACUACAGCCAGAUUUACGCCAUUGCCUUCGAUGGAAAGCGUGUCGUGACUGGAAGUCUGGACACCAACGUCAGGAUAUGGGACCCCGUCUCUGGAGAAUGCCUGGCCAUUCUUCAGGGACACACAUCUCUGGUCGGGCAGUUACAGAUGCGUGGCGACACACUCGUGACAGGCGGAUCCGACGGUUCUGUGCGUGUAUGGUCCCUGGAAAAGAUGAGCCCCAUCCACAGGCUGGCUGCGCACGAUAACAGUGUUACGAGCUUGCAAUUUGACGAGACACGGGUGGUCAGUGGCGGCAGUGAUGGCCGAGUCAAGAUCUGGGACCUCAAGACCGGCCACCUCGUCCGUGAAUUGUUUGCUCAGGGGGAGGCGGUCUGGAGGGUUGCCUUUGAGGAUGAGAAAUGCGUGGCUUUGGCUCUAAGGCAAGGGCGUACAGUCAUGGAGGUUUGGUCAUUUACUCCUUCGCCGGAAUCCAUGUACGAGCAACCUCCCAUCCAGCAGCGGGUGAUUGAGGAGAAACCGAAGCGGCCCCUCAGCGCAAUGCCGCUCGGUUAUCAUCCUCUGGAGACGGGGAGGCCAGGCUUCCUCUCCGAUGGGGGUCUUUCAUCUAAUGAUGUCACGAUGACCGAUGCAGGUCCGUCAACAGCACCUCUUCGGGGGAGCAAUCCGGGUCUCUUCCAACACGACUGA
Messenger RNA from Geosmithia morbida, 2037 nucleotides. RefSeq names its product F-box and WD-40 domain protein CDC4. The transcript has 5 exons. Gene Ontology annotation, molecular function: protein binding. The record is from RefSeq and is a predicted model, not a curated record. Bases 1 to 2037 code for a protein of 678 amino acids. NCBI's taxonomy places the organism in Eukaryota, Fungi, Ascomycota, Sordariomycetes, Hypocreales, Bionectriaceae.